Penaeus vannamei (Pacific white shrimp) is the source of this 1113-nucleotide messenger RNA. RefSeq names its product clumping factor B. The record is from RefSeq and is a predicted model, not a curated record. Lineage: Eukaryota; Metazoa; Arthropoda; Malacostraca; Decapoda; Penaeidae.
GAGAGAGAGAGAGAGAAUAGCAUUAAUGAUAAUAAUUACCAAUGACAGCAACAAUGACAACAUUGAUCACAAUACAACAUCAAUAUAUUGAUUUAUCUAUAUUAAGAGACAUACAUCCAUAUACAUAUAAAUACUUCAGUCAGUACAAUGUAAUAAUAUAUGAUCUCAAUAAGUAUAAACUGUAAUUUUCUUCCGUCUGUGAACAAUAUUACCAAAAUUAGGAUGAUUGAAGAAUGGUUAAAGGUAACGUAAGGCAGUAACAGCUCCCAACUACAAUAGUCAGUAAUAAGGCUUUAAUCUUUCAUCAUAUCUGCAGUUGCAAUAUGACUUGCACUGUUCCGAAAUCAAACGGAAAAUUAACUUUUAUAUAUAUCUUGCGAAUUAUGUUUUUUUUCCAAUAUCAUUAUAUCUUACAGAUUUGAAAGAAAGAAAAAUAUGAAAUGAAAUUAUUAGGGUGACGGCAGUUGCAAAAUGUUUGAAAUUUGUGAUUUUGCGAUUCCUUAAAAAAGCGUUAAAUUUUGGCGGGAAACCAGACUUUUUUUCGGUUCCUAUGUUCCGGUGCGAUCGUUAUUCAGUGCUGAAUAUAUACGUCUUUUUAAGAGAAAAAUGGAUAUCAUCCUGUUGGUAUUUCUGUUCAUUUCACAAUUGUGCGUUUAUCUCUGUUGUUUCGUCUGCUUCUGUGAUGGAAUGUCUACGAAGACAGAAGACAGUCAUUCUGACGACGUGGCUGAUGAAGGCACUGACUCUGAUGAUAGCGAGGAAUUUGACAUUUUCAUUGGUGGAAAAGAAGCGGAAAGCAAGAGUGGAAACAAAACUGGAAAUCAGAGCAAAGCUGGCGUUUCAAGGGACGCGCGAUUCGACGAAGAAUCAGACAAGGAAACUGGCAAAGAAAAUGGAGAUGGAUCGGAGGCAGCCGGGGAAGAAAGUAUUAUAGAAUCAGACGAUGAUUUUCACAAAGAAACUGUGGCAGCAAAGGACAUACGGACUAAAGGUGAAUUUCAAACGGACCAAACAACCGCGCAUGAACAUUUUGACGAAGAUUCUGAAUCUGGAAGUGAUAAAUAUUCUAGAUAUAAGAUUCUGAAUCUGAAAGUGAUAAAGAUUCUAAUCUGA